Molecule: messenger RNA, 1882 nt
Organism: Callorhinus ursinus (northern fur seal)
Lineage: Eukaryota; Metazoa; Chordata; Mammalia; Carnivora; Otariidae
Source: RefSeq, a predicted model, not a curated record
AUGACCAACCUCACCGUCCUCACUGGGAAGAACUACCAUAACUCUGUGCCUGAAACAUGUGAAGCUUAUGAUCAGGAGUCCAAGCAGAUCAACAAGCCCAGGCUGAUGGUUUCUGCCAUGGUAAUUGCUGGCAUCUCCAACAUCCAGUCUGGCUAUGAGAUUCCCCCAGCUGUCGCACAUAAUCCCUAUGUGCCCCUGGGCUGUAACAACCUAUGGCAAAUAGGAUGGCACCCAAGGCCUCAGAAUCAGAUUCCACAGGGUAUAGACAAUUGGUUCAGAGUGCAUGUGUUUUCUUUCCCUCCGGCUCUGGCACUUCUGCUGAAUGUUCAGCUAGGUUCUGCUUACCAGCUGACAUGCUACUUCACUAACUGGGUCCAGUAAGGGCAAGGCCUGGGGUGCUUUAAGCCUGAUGACAUUGACCCCUGUCUAUGUACUCACCUGAUCUAUGCCUUUGCUGGGAUGCAGAGCAACGAGAUCACCGCCACUGAAUGGGACGAUGUGACUUUUUACCAAGCUUUCAAUGGCCUGAAAAACAAGAACAGCCAGCUUAAAACUCUCCUGGCCAUUGGAGGCCGGAACUUUGGAAGUGCCCAUGAAGUCUUCUCUGGGAGAGCCGGCUUCACUGCCAUGGUUUCCACGCCUGAGAACUGCCAGACUUUCAUGGCCUCAGUCAUCAGAUUCCUGUGCCAGUAUGAGUUUGAUGGGCUGGACUUUGACUGGGAGUACCCUGGCUCUUGUGCGAGCUCUCCUCAGGACAAACAUCUCUUCGCCAUCCUAGUGCAGGAAAUGCGUGAAGCUUUUGAGCAGGAGGCCAAGCAGAUCAACAAGCCCAGGCUAAUGAUCACUGCUGCAGUAGCUGCUGGCAUCUCCAACAUCCAGUCCAGCUAUGAGAUCCCCCAGCUGGCCCAGUACCUGGACUAUAUCCACAUCAUGACCUAUGACCUCCAUGGCUCCUGGGAGGGCUACACUGGAGAGAACAGCUCCCUGUACAAAUACGAGACUGACACUGGCAGCAACGCCUACCUCAGUGUGGAUCACAUCAUGAACUACUGGAAGGACAAUGGGGUCCCAGCCGAGAAGCUCAUCGUUGGAUCCCCCACCUAUGGCCACACCUUCGUCCUGAGUGACUCCUGCAACACUGGGGUUGGUGCCCCCACCUCUGGCGCUGGUCCUAGGCCCUACACCAGGCAGGCUGGGUUCUGGGCCUACUAUGAGAUCUGUACCUUCCUGAAAAAUGGAGCCACUCAGGCAUGGGAUGUUCCUCAGGGUGUGCCCUACGCCUAUCAGGGCAACGAGUGGGUUGGUUAUGAUGAUGUCAAGAGCUUCUGUCUCAAGGCUCAGUGGCUUAAGGAGAACAAUUUUGGAGGUGCCAUGGUCUGGGCCAUUGACCUGGAUGACUUCACAGGCACUUUCUGCAACCAGGGCAAGUUCCCCCUGAUCGACACCCUGAAGAAAGCUCUUGGGCUGCAGAGUGCAAGUUGCACUGCCCCUGCUCAGCCCGUGGAACCCAUAACUCCUACUCCCAGGAGCUGAAGUGGAGGCGGAAGUGGGAGCGGAAGUGGGAGCGAGCCCAGCUCUGGAAGCAGCUCUGGGGGCAGUUCUGGGGGCAGUGGAUUCUGUGCCAGAAAAGCCAACGGCCUCUACCCUGUGGCGAAUAACAGAAAUGCCUUCUGGCACUGCCUGAAUGGAGUCAGGUACCAGCAGAACUGCCAGGCCAGGCAUGUCUUUGACACCAGCUGUGAUUGCUGCAACUGGGCAUAAACCUGACCUGUCUCCAUUCCCGGGUCUCCUUCGCUUAGUACAUCUUGCUCCUACCUAGAGUUCUGCAAUAAAAGCUGUCAGUCAAAACAUGAGCCUUGGGGUGCCUGGGUGGCUCAGUCAU